Myotis daubentonii (Daubenton's bat) is the source of this 1545-nucleotide messenger RNA. RefSeq names its product actin like 7A (gene ACTL7A). The record is from RefSeq and is a predicted model, not a curated record. Lineage: Eukaryota; Metazoa; Chordata; Mammalia; Chiroptera; Vespertilionidae.
AUGACUCAGGUGCAGUACAAAAUCGAGAAAAGGGUAAAUCUCCAUAAAACACUACCCAAAUCAACCCUACUUUGGAAUAAAGUUUCCCAGUAUCCAGAAAGCCCCAGGUCACGUUAUGUCAUAAUCGGUGAUGUCAUCAUUGGGGACAUUCUCAAGUUGCCCUCUGAUUUCAGCCUUUCUGACCUUGAAGCCUGUGGGAUCAAGGAACUUUCUGAGAGCGAGAUGGCUCUUGCCGGCCUGUGGGCUCCGCAGGCAGGGAUCAUAGGGGAUGGGCCUGGCAAGGGGAAAGGCGAACAGGCCUCCCUGAACUCAGAGGCCCUCCAGACGGCCGCCCUAAAAUGUGGCCCAGCGAAGCGUGCGGUGUGGGUCCACCAGAACCGCUUGGAGCCAGGCGAGCCUACGAAGUCAGCAGAAGCCAGGGAGAAGCCCCAGGUAAAGGUGACCAAAGCGGUGGUUGUGGACCUCGGCACUGGCUACUGUAAGUGCGGCUUCGCCGGGCUACAAAGGCCCACCCACAAGAUCUCCUCGACAGUGGGCAAGCCCUACAUGGAGACCACCAAGACCGGGGACAAACGCAAGGAGACCUUCGUGGGGCAGGAGCUCAUCAACCCGGAGGUUCGUCUCAAGCUGGUGAAUCCCCUGCGGCACGGCGUCAUCGUGGACUGGGACUCGGUGCAGGGCAUCUGGGAGUACAUCUUCCAGAAAGAGAUGAAGAUCGCCCCAGAGGAGCACGCGGUCCUGGUUUCAGACCCACCGCUGAGCCCACACACCAACCGAGAGAAGUAUGCCGAGAUGCUGUUUGAGACCUUCAGCACUCCUGCGAUGCACAUCGCCUACCAGUCCCGCCUGUCCAUGUACUCCUAUGGAAGGACCUCCGGCCUGGUCGUGGAGGUGGGCCACGGCGUGUCUUACGUGGUCCCCAUCUACGAAGGUUAUCCUCUGCCCAGCAUCACGGGGCGGCUGGACUAUUCGGGCUCUGACCUGACCAACUACUUGAUGGGCCUGAUGAACAGCUCGGGAAAACGCUUCACCGAGGCCCAGAAGGGCGUCGUGGAGGACAUCAAGAAGAAAUGCUGCUUUGUGGCCCUGGACCCCAUCGAAGAGAAGAGAGUCCCGGAGACGAAGCAUAUGAUCCCGUACACCCUGCCGGAUGGGCAGCAGAUAUACCUGGGCCAGGAAAGGUUCCUCUGCUCCGAGAUGUUCUUCAAGCCUUCCCUGAUCAGGUCCAUGCAGCUGGGCCUCCACACCCAGACGGUGUCCUGCCUGAACAAGUGCGACAUCGCCCUCAAACGGGACCUCAUGGGGAAUAUCCUGCUCUGCGGGGGCAGCACUAUGCUCAGGGGUUUCCCUAACCGUCUGCAGAGGGAGCUGAGCAGCUUGUGUCCCAAUGACACCCCCCAGGUGAACGUGCUGCCCGAGAGAGAGACUGCAGUGUGGACGGGUGGCUCCAUCCUGGCGUCGCUCCAUGGCUUCCAGCCACUGUGGGUCCACCGCUUUGAGUAUGAGGAACAUGGGCCUUUCUUCAUCUACAGAAGGUGCUUCUGA